AUGGCUGGGAGGAUGUUGGAGGGAGCGGGGAAGGGGUAUAAGUACAUGACCUUUGUUGCCAUGGCUGGAGCGUCACUCGAAUGUUUGAAGCUACCGAUAAUGAAAGUGCUUAUGUUGGCUAUGCGAUCUUAUAGGUGUGGUUUGCUUGGUAGCCGAAUUAAUCUUUUCAAAUGUGUUCGGCGGUUGUAUUCGAAACACUCCGUAUCCUUACGUGGAGCUUCGGAUUCUCAAAUUGUCUUUGAGACCGGCCAUGUAGCUCGUUUUGCGAGCGGAGCUGUUGUCGUUUCCCAGGGCGACAAUGCAGUUUUAGCAACUGUUGUCGGUAAAAGGGGGACAGGAAGUAAUUCAGGGUUUGUUUCACUUUCCGUUGAUUUUCGACAGAGUGCAGCAGCUGUCGGUCGGAUACCGCUGAAUUAUUUACGUAGAGAGUUGAAGCGGUCGGAUGCCGAUAUCCUUAUUUCUCGAGCUAUUGAUCGAUCUUUACGACCACUUUUUGCAAAGGAAUUUGAUGGUGAAGCGCAGGUAAUUUGUAAACCACUGUCGCUAUCGGAUGAUGGAGACCCUCUAAUAUUAGGGCUGAAUGCUGCGUCGGCUGCUCUAGCAGUUUCAAAUGUGCCUUGGGAUGGGCCAGUUGCUGCGGUUCGUGUGGGACUCAUUGAUAAUCAGAUUAUUAUUAAUCCAAGUUUGGCAGACCUCAAGCAAUCUUCGUUGGAUAUGGUUGUAACAGGUGACAAGAGCGGAACUCGCGUUGUGAUGGUUGAAAUGGAUGGUGAUCAGCUGUCUCAAGAAGUGCUUUUAGAAUGUUUUCAAAUGGCACUGAACGAAAGUAAAAACAUUGCUGACAUGAUAACGAAAAUGGCUGAAGAGGAUGGGAAAGCAAAAUGGGAAGUAGAAGUUAUUGAACCAGAUGAAAUGAUGUGUGAAGAAAUCACUAGCCUAUGUAAAGAGCGGCUUUAUUAUAUUCUAACCGAUUCCAGGCAUGAUAAGUUUUCUCGUGACAAGAGUAUUUCUGACUUAGAAUUGGAAACGCUUGAAUUACUAGAAGAGAAGUAUGAAAGGAGUGAGAUGCGGCAGUUUUAUGCGUCGUUAGUUAAGAAAACUUUAAGGGAGAUAGUUCUUGAAACUAACAUUCGUUGUGAUGGCCGGAACUUGGAUGAUUUUCGUCCCGUCAAUAUUCGUGUGGAUGUUUAUAAAAAGUUGCAUGGUUCAGCGCUUUUUCAGCGCGGUCAAACUCAGGUCUUUGGUACAGUGACGUUCGACUCCCCUUCCGCAGCAUUUCAUCCCGAUUCUAUUUCCCAGCUUCUUGGUUCUCAGAGGAAGAAGAUGUUUAUGCUGCACUACGAGUUUCCUCCAUUUGCUACUAGUGAAAUUGACACCUCGAGAGGAGCAAACAGAAGAGAACUGGGGCACGGAGCUCUUGCAGAAAAGGCUCUGAAACGUCUUAUUCCGGAGCAGUUUCCGUAUUCCAUCCGGCUAGCUUGUCAAGUGCUGGAGUCCAACGGUUCGUCCUCAAUGGCAUCAGUGUGUGCUGGUAGUUUAGCUUUGUUAGAUGCUGGCGUGCCAUUAAAGUCAUCGGCUGGUGGGGUUGCUAUUGGCAUGAUUUCUGAUGAAAGUGGGGAGAAAAAUAAAAUUUUGACUGAUUUACUUGGGAUUGAAGAUUACGCUGGUGACAUGGAUUUCAAAAUUGCUGGUACCGCAAACGGUAUCACAGCUAUGCAAAUGGACUUGAAGGUGCCAGGCAUCUCUUUACAAAUUUUAAAAGAAGCGCUUCUUAAAGGGCAACGAGGAAUCGAGCAUAUGCUUACACUGAUGGGCGAGGUUCAGAGCUCACCAAGAGUUGAGUUCAAAAGUUCUGUACCAGUUGUUGAAACUAUGUCUUUGCCUUCUUUUAGACAACAUAUUCUCUUUCGAAGUGGAGGGUUCAAUGCUAAGCUUAUUGAUGCCGAGACCGGAGUAAAGAUGAGUAUUGAAGACGAGUCAACCAUUAGUCUCAUGGCCCCCAACAAGGGUAAGCUGCAAGUGGCAAAGAAAAUGAUGGAAAAGUUGUUUGAAGAGGGUGUUGAAAUUGAACUUGUAUUCGGUGCGCUUUACAAAGGCGAAAUUGUAGAAAUUUUAGAGAAUGGCGUUAUGGUCAGACUUAAGAAGGGAAUGAGGCCGAUUUUCAUGAGGAAUAGCAAUCUCGAUGUUCGUCAUGUGGCACAUGCUAGUGCUUUGAACCUGGAGGUCGGCUCUAUCAUCACUGUCCAGUAUUUAGGAAGAGACGCUCAUACUGGUCAGCAUCGCAUUUGCCGAAAAACGCUACAGUCCACAUCUAUGCCAAUGAAAAAUCUCAAUCGAUGA
Messenger RNA from Enterobius vermicularis (human pinworm), 2340 nucleotides. NCBI's taxonomy places the organism in Eukaryota, Metazoa, Nematoda, Chromadorea, Rhabditida, Oxyuridae. The record is from the annotation of a GenBank genome assembly.